This is a messenger RNA of Alternaria rosae, 1348 nucleotides long. RefSeq names its product 5',5'''-P-1,P-4-tetraphosphate phosphorylase 2. Lineage: Eukaryota; Fungi; Ascomycota; Dothideomycetes; Pleosporales; Pleosporaceae. The transcript is spliced from 3 exons. Gene Ontology annotation, biological process: nucleotide metabolic process. The record is from RefSeq and is a predicted model, not a curated record. Bases 83 to 1141 code for a protein of 352 amino acids. Gene Ontology annotation, molecular function: ATP binding; ATP:ADP adenylyltransferase activity.
AGACUUUGGCGCUAACUCGCAGUUGAAGCUUGAACGGUUGAACUGCCCACCCACCCCACCUGUCAUCGAUACGCGACAACGAAUGAAGAUGAUUCUCGGACUAUCUGAAGCUCUUCCGAGCAUCACGAAGCGCAAGUUCGAGGCUGCAAAGGCAUCGUCGGAUUUGCUGUUUUCGCCUACGGAGCUAGCCAUCAUCCGCUCAUCUGCAGGCAUUCCCUUCCAAUUACGAUACUGCCCGUCGCUUGCGAAGAAACCCAUACCGAAGCUCCAGAAUGCUACGCCCAAACAGAAGAUCGACCCGUUCGAGAACCCCCCACCAGCCCUUCACCUGGCCGACAUACCAGCCGCCAACUCAACCCACUUCCUCGUCCUCAACAAGUACCCCAUAAUAUCCGAGCACUUCAUCCUUGCGACAAAACCCAACAAGAAGCAAACACACGUGCUCGAACAGGACGAUCUGGAGGCGACCUACGCCGUCUUGAAAGCAUGGCAGGCAGACUCGGGCGGCGACCAGAAGCGUCUCCUCGCCUUCUUCAACUCCGGUGACCACAGCGGCGCCUCUCAGCCCCACAGACACUUGCAGUUCCUACCUGUAGAAGGAAUGCGCGAUAGCAACAACGCUAGUGACUGGGGCCUGCUCAUAGAUUUGAUCUUGUCGAGCCCGGCAGCCAAGGCCACUGAACACCAUCCCGCAUUUCUACAACAUCCUUCUCUGCCGUUUACGCACUUUGCAUACCCAUUCGACUCUGAGCCAUCAGGUACCCAGUUACUCGAUGUCUACAACCGUCUGUACGAUGCGGCGAAAGCGGCAGUCGACGCCUUCAUUUCCGCGAACCCGAACGACUUCUCUCUACACUCCACCGACGACGGCGAUCUACCCAUGAGCUACAACCUCGCCAUGACCACUGCAGGCAUGGUCAUUCUGCCUAGACGCGCCGAGGGCACGAUGCUUCACCGCGAUGACGGCAGUGAGAUCGGCUUCGUCGCUCUCAACGGUACAACGCUAGGAGGCACGAUGAUGGUCAAGCAUCAAGACGAGUGGAAUAUGCUACGCCACGAGUCAGGGCUGCUGGACCGCAUCCUGGGUGCGAUUGGCAUUCCGAAGCCUCCUUCAUCCAAAGUGGGCUCAUCCAACAUAUGACCGGACCUAGGUAGGAUCCACGUGGAGCAUCGCUAGCCAAGCUGGUCGAGCACGAUUGCGAACGAGCGAGUCCUUGCAUCCUUCUCCGAAUCCACACCAAAAAGAUCACAAGCAAAUGUAUAUGCGGACGAGUGAUAUCAUGCCCACUUUACGAGACGCGAAUGUCUAAGACGUGACGCGCACGCGACAAUGAGCAUGUGCCGCAUC